AACCCCGCCAAGGCGCUACCCCUUUUGAAGAAUUAAUAUGCUCGAGUAGGUACCCAAGGCGUGGGGGGGAUCUGGACGGCAAGACUCCGCAGUUGGGUCGUAUUUUAGACCCCACAGCCUGGACCCUGACGGCUCGAACCCACGUUCAGGACCAAAGCUAAACAACUACCGGUAGCAUUCACUGAUCAUAAUCGAUAGGAAGCGAGACAUCCACCUGCCCGCGUCCAAUAAAUAUGAUAGGAUCUCACUCCAAUACGAUAUCCCGCUCCCAGGGCCUAAUUUAUGUACCGUAAGUAUCCGGAUACAAAAUAAAUAUGUUAUCAUAGGAAGCUGGGGGGGAAACCACCGCAAGGCAAGCCCACAGUUCUGGCAAAAACAAAAAGUAAUAUACUCACUCAGUGCUUUGUUCGGAGGCUUCAGCGUGCUAACACAUUUAUCUCUGAUUCCGGAUUAUUCUUUUGCGGCGGUGGGGGGAGUCAAACCCGAUAAGUACAAGUACUCGAGUAUCCAAUGCAAUAGGUUUCACUAGAAAUUCUUUUUCUUUCUAACUUUGGUGUCAUAGCUGAGUGAUUAUUCGUGAGCCUUCCCAACGUCGCUAGCGUGUGCCAAGAUGCGGGGCUUUGAAAACCAACGCUCCACUUUCGUACUUGCGCCACUGUGCGAAGUGUCGACGAUCCAACCCCGCCCGAAACCACCUCAUUGGCCGACUCAGGUCUUAGAUUUGUCCCGCGAUCGGCUGAGCAGUUGAGACGGAAUACGAGUGCAGGGAGGUACUCGAUUGUGGUACAGUACUUACUGUACUAUUGUAUAAUAGUCACGGCACUCACACGCUGGAAUUCUCUCUCAUGGCAACGGAUGCUAGACUAAAUUACAGCUUGCUCAACUUUCUGAUCGCGAGCUCCACGCUUUCCUCUCCUGUUGUGUUGGAGACAGGCGGAAACCACCAGGGGGUUACCGGCAUUGGAGUAGUGCCGAUUCGAUCUACUCCGCUCGAGUAUCAGUUGGCGUUCUCAUUCCGAGUACGUAGAGAGGUCUAG
Tuber melanosporum (Perigord truffle) is the source of this 1037-nucleotide messenger RNA. RefSeq lists its product as uncharacterized. Bases 846 to 1037 code for a protein of 63 amino acids. The record is from RefSeq and is a predicted model, not a curated record. The transcript has a single exon. NCBI's taxonomy places the organism in Eukaryota, Fungi, Ascomycota, Pezizomycetes, Pezizales, Tuberaceae.